AGAUGUGUUGGAGUGUUUGGGGGAGGAGCAUGAAAACUACUAUAAAACCUCCUCAGAGUGAAGUCUUGGCUUCACUCCACUUAGAAAGGAGAGAAGCAGUCUCCAUCAUGUCCUACUUUGAGCAUAUCGUUUUGGACUACGACUACAAUGACACAGGUUCUGGUUCUGGCUCUGGUUCUGGGGAGGUGGGAGUGGGACUGGAAGAGCCUUGUGAUAUAGAACGUGUGAUGACAGAUGAGCUUCAGCAGGUCUUCUUGCCUGUGGUCUAUUCACUCAUCUUCAUCCUGGGCAUCACCGGGAACGGCCUGGUCGUCGUGGUGCUGGGCUGUCAACGCAGGUCUAAAUGCAGCCUAACAGAUCGGUACCGCCUCCAUCUCUCUGCUGCUGAUCUCCUUUUUGUUCUGGCGCUGCCUUUCUGGGCUGUGGAUGCAGCUCUGGCUGACUGGCGUUUUGGAGCUGCAGCCUGCAUUGGUGUGAAUGCAAUCUACACCGUCAACCUGUACUGCAGCGUGCUCAUCCUGGCAUUUAUCAGCCUGGACCGUUACCUGGCAGUGGUCCGGGCCACAGACACAAACACUGGUGGGCUGAGGCAGCUGCUGGCACACAGACUGGUGUAUAUAGGAGCUUGGAUGCCUGCUGCCCUGCUUGCAGUGCCAGACUUGAUAUUUGCCCGAACUCGGGAAGGAGGAGAGGGAUCCACUCUUUGCCAGCGAUUCUACCCAGAAGACAACGCUCCUAUCUGGGUCGCGGUCUUCCACCUCCAGCUUGUCCUGGUGGGUCUGGUGAUUCCCGGUCUGGUUCUCCUGGUGUGCUACUGUGUCAUCGUCAUCAGGCUGACCCGAGGCCCGUUGGGGGGCCAGAGGCAGAAGCGGCGAGCUGUCCGGACCACCAUCGCAUUGGUGCUGUGCUUCUUUGUGUGCUGGCUCCCUUAUGGAGCAGGCAUCUCUGUGGAUGCUCUGCUUCGCCUGGAGGUCCUUCCACGGAGCUGCAGGCUGGAGGAGGCUUUGGGCAUGUGGCUUGCGGUGGCUGAGCCCAUGGCUUUCGCACACUGCUGCCUGAACCCACUACUUUAUGCUUUCCUGGGAGCUGGGUUCAAAAACUCAGCCCGCAGAGCCCUCACUCUGAGUCGGGCCUCUAGUUUGAAGGUUUUACCUCGGAGACGUCCAGGGACCUCUACGACCACAGAGUCCGAGUCCUCAAGUUUACAUUCCAGCUAAUGUUUCUUUGUGCUGUGUGUGUGUGUGUUUCUAUCAGUGUGUUGUGUAUACUGUAUAUAUGUGAAGAAAUUUAGACAGAGUAUCUGAUAAAAAGAGCAGUCUGCUGGUUCAUGACUUUUCUCCACUGUGACAUUUCUCUUGUAAGUAGUGUUAAUAUGAAGCUCUGUUCAAAUACUGUUGUACAUUUUUGUAAUAAAUAAACAAAUUACUCACCUUU
Messenger RNA from Melanotaenia boesemani (Boeseman's rainbowfish), 1434 nucleotides. Its product is annotated as C-X-C chemokine receptor type 4-like. Lineage: Eukaryota; Metazoa; Chordata; Actinopteri; Atheriniformes; Melanotaeniidae. The coding region runs from base 3 to 1217 and encodes 404 amino acids. Gene Ontology annotation, cellular component: membrane. Gene Ontology annotation, molecular function: G protein-coupled receptor activity. The transcript is spliced from 4 exons. The record is from RefSeq and is a predicted model, not a curated record. Gene Ontology annotation, biological process: immune response; neurogenesis; brain development.